Durusdinium trenchii is the source of this 837-nucleotide messenger RNA. The record is from the annotation of a GenBank genome assembly. Lineage: Eukaryota; Dinophyceae; Suessiales; Symbiodiniaceae.
AUGGCGACGAGCUCUGCUUCCGAGCGCGAGUCAAGUGAGCAUUCAUCCAAGAAGAAGUCUAAAAAGGCCAAAUCGAAAUCACCCUCGAGUGAUGCCUCAGACAAGUCGGAAAAGGAGAAUGGAGAAGUCAAAGCCAAGGAUGAUGAAGGCUCUAGCGAGGAAAGCGUAGCGAGAGAGUCCACGGAAGAGGAAGAGGAGAAGGAGAAAGAGGAGUCGGAAAAGGAAAAGGAAAGUGAGAGCGAGGAAGUGGAGGAGCCCUUGGAGGAUGAAGAGUGCAAGAAAGCGGAGGAAGCCUUAGCAGCGGCUGCUGGGCAGGCACAAGAGGCUCGGGCACGAUUGGAAGCCGCAAAGGCGGAGCUAAUGAAACUCAACAAGGAGACGGACGAAAUGAAGAAGGAGGCUCUACAAGCGGCGGAGAAGGCACAGCAUGCCGAGAAGACACGGGAUGUGGCGAAGAAGGAAGCAGAGGCCGCCAAUUCCAAAUUGAAAUCAGCAGAUGCUGUGUACAAGGCAGCAAGUGAAAACCUCAAGACUUCUGCCAAGAAACUGAAAAAGAUGCAAGAACAAAUUCCUGAAGCGCACGACGCAGUUGAUGCACGUGCUGCUGAGUACCAGGCUGCUGAAAAAGCGGAGGCAGCAGCUCGAGAAGCCAAAGAACAAGCAGAAGAAGAGGCUAGAGAACGCCUCAAGGCCAAGAAGGCCGAGGAGAAAAAAAGCCAAGGCCGCAGCAAAGGCCAAAGAAGCAGAGGCGGAGAAAGAAGCAGAGAGGAGCUCAGACGAAUCUUCGGUUCGCUCAAAGAGCUCAGAGCAAGGCGCACGGAAGCCGAGUCCGUCUGA